Petromyzon marinus (sea lamprey) is the source of this 3550-nucleotide messenger RNA. It is a transcript of the gene WASHC1, whose product is annotated as WASH complex subunit 1. Gene Ontology annotation, molecular function: alpha-tubulin binding; actin binding; gamma-tubulin binding. The record is from RefSeq and is a predicted model, not a curated record. NCBI's taxonomy places the organism in Eukaryota, Metazoa, Chordata, Hyperoartia, Petromyzontiformes, Petromyzontidae. Gene Ontology annotation, biological process: endocytic recycling; retrograde transport, endosome to Golgi; Arp2/3 complex-mediated actin nucleation. Gene Ontology annotation, cellular component: recycling endosome; WASH complex; early endosome.
ACGUCACGUCUCUCCGCUAAAAAAAAGUUACGAGAUUUUGACGUCACCGCGAGGAUUCGUGUGCGUUGCUUCCACCCCCCUCCCUUCUCUCUUCCUCUCCCGUACGCGGAAGGGAGGGAGCCCGGAGCCGCCUCUCUCUCUCUCGCUGCUCUUCUCAUCUCACCGUGUGAUCGUGGGCCCGGGGAUCGCUGCGAGAGUGAAAGCGGCCCCGGGGGUUGUCAGCUUGAGCAGCGGGCGAGCGUCCGUCCGCUUCCGUCUCUCCCCUCCCCACCCCGUUCGAGGCGGUAAUCAUGGCGCAGCUCGGCGCGAGCGGCGGUGCUGGCGGGGAGGUGCGCGUUGCUCCGGCCGUGGCGCGCCAGUGGUGCGGCGGCGGCGGCGGCGGCGACGGUGGCGGCGAGGCGCAAGUUUACCGCGUGCCGGUGGUACAGCCUGACCUGCGACGGGAGGAGACGGUGCAGCACAUCGCCGAUGCGCUCGAGGCUCUCUCGCGCAUCUCCAUCGACAUUUUCUCACGGCUCUCGCAGAGGAUCGAGGAAAACAGGAGCCGCCUGCAGGGUCUGGACACACGCCUCUGUCUGGCGCAGGCCAAGAUUGACCACAUGAAGGGCAGCAAAAAGGCCAUCAAGGUCUUCUCCAGCGCCAAGUACCCGGCGACGGACGGGCUCGACGACUACGUUUCGGUGUUCACCGGCGCGGGAGAGGGCGGCGAGGUGCGGCGCCCGCGCUACAAGCUGCAGAGCAAGCACCGCGUGCUGGACGAGCGAGCCGUCAAGGAGAAGCUUCAGAUGUACCACGUGGGCGUGAGCCGCAGGCGACGGCAAGGCGACGAAGAGGCCGAGGAGGGACUGGGAGGUCUCCCACGCAACAUCAACUCCAUCAGCUCCCUGCUGCUCUUCAGCACUGCUGAGAACCCGUACAAGAAGUACGUGAUGCUGGACCCGCUGUCGGGCGCCGUCACCAAGACGCGCACGGCGCUGCAGGGCGAGGUGGACAGUGGCCCCGGGGAGGCGCCCAUCUCCAUCGCGCAGCGCGAGCAGAUGGAGCGCACGACCUUGGAGAGCUACUUCUACGUGCCGGACCUGGGCCAGGUUCCCGAGAUCGAUGUGCCGUCGUACCUGCCCGACCUUCCCGGCGUGGCGGACGACCUCGCCUACACGCUGGACAUGGGCCCCAGCAUCGCGCCCUCCGCCAUCUCGGCUGCCAGUCUCCCCGAACUGCCCACCUUCGAGCCGGGGCCCGGCGAUGGCCUGCUGCUGCCGGUUCCCUCCGGGGCUGCACCACCGCCGCCGCCGCCGCCUCCUCCACCUCCUCCUCCCCCGGGCCCUCCAUCUGGGAUGCUCCCACCGGGCCCCCCGCCCGGAAUGGCCGGCGGCGGUCCGCCGGGCCCGCCGCCUCCUCCGCCGCCUCCUCCGCCUCCACCGCCGCUCUCCGGCCCGGCUUCCGGCGCAGACGUCCCUCAGCCGGCGCUCGGGGUUCUGCAGGGCGCUCCGAGCGAGGUGGUGCAGCCCUCGGGGAACCGGGCUAACCUGCUGGAGUCGAUCCGCCAGGCCGGCGGCAAGACGUCCCUGCGCAAGGUGAAGGAGCGCAAGUUCGAGAAGAAGAAGCAGAAGGAACAGUCAGCGUCCGGCGUGGCGGCAGGAGGUGACCUGAUGUCCGACCUCUUUAACAAGCUCCAAUUGCGUCGUAAAGGCAUCUCGGGCUCCAAGGCGAGCGGCGGGGACGCCGCGACCGCGGGGUCGUCGUCGUCCGGGGCAUUUGCCCGCAUGGCCGACGCCAUCCCACCCCCUCCGGCCGUCGCGGGGAGCGGCAGCCCCGGCGGCGGCGGCGGUGGCGGUGAGGAGGAGGAGGACUGGGCCGACUGAGACUCCGCGGUCGACCGAGUCGGACCACCGACCGCCCCCUGCACCCCCCCCCCCCCCCCCCCCCCCAACCCCCACCGGGAUCUUACCGGGUGAUGGACAGCACGCCGGAUAAUCCCGCCACCUUUGGCGCCGCUUUCCUUUUUUUGCGCCGAAAGGUUUUGUCGGCUCGCGACGGCCAAAAAUGUAAAGUGGAGGAGCACUUCGGUUUCCGCGCGCAGGUGGCCCCCGAGCGGGAGGUCCGCCGAGCAUGCUCAUUGAUUUCCGAUGUCUGGGAGGCCGCCGCUUAGUUUCGGGGGGGGGGAUAUUGCGCCGCGCCCGCUCGUCUCGGCGCUGAGGCUUUUGACGCCGCUUUUCUCGGCCCCCGCACGGUGGCAGGUGUCGCGGAGGCGAUGGGAUGCCGUGGUGGGCAGAGUUGCCUGUGGACGGCGGAGAUCCCGCAGCCGUGCCCCCGCGCGCAGUCUUACGUUUAAAGCACCCAAUUGGCACUGCCGCGCUCUCCGAGCCGCGUUCGUGCCGACAUCAUCAUCGGCAUCAUCAACGUCGUCAUCAACGUCGUCGUCCUAAUCACCGUGAGCCAAUGUCUGUCCGCUGCUGGAUGAAGGCCCCUCCCCAUGACAGUCGGCGUGCCUCUCGCGCUCCCGCGCUGCCGCGAUUCAUCUCGCUGCCGCUCGGGGAGCUGAUCUGAUCGCACCGCCAUCACGGUGGGCAGCCUCUCACAGCUGUCCUCGGCAGGUCGAUGCUAUAUCUCUUGAUUUGCGUUCGAUACUGCAAGCGACCAUCUCCGCGAUUUGCACUUGAUUCAGCUCGUGUUCCAUUCCUCUUUUGUCACAGUCGGUGUUUUUUUUUUUAAUCUACGUCAUGGCUGAAAAUGCGGACCGAUUUAAACAGUGGAUUCUUGAGGCAGAUUCAUUUUCAUUGCCAAAUUCAGUUUGCCUAUUGCACUGCAGCCUACUUUUAGUCACUGUGUUGUUUGAUCAUUUGGUUCUGAUCCGCCUUCAACUAAUUGCCCUAAGAAUUCCAAAUGUAGCCUCCGAUGAGUCGGCCGGGCGACUCGGAGCUCAGAGCAACUCAUCCGGCACAGCUGCAGUGCUGGGUUCGAAUCCAGGGUUCCAGCCACCACUGGUUGGUCGUCUUAGCCCAUUCACCAAUGGCUGCAGAACGAAAAAAUACCCAGCACGUGUUUGUUCUGCAUUUAAUUGGUCUGCAUUUCCAGCCCUUAAGAAUUAAAUACAUAAUACAUCGGUUUUGUUGUGACGCAACCAACCUUACUCUCUGUUGCAGGGCGGUGGGGAAGUACUGCCCCCUGAUGGAAUUUCAGGAGCUGUCCCCGGAUAUAACCCCCAAAAGCACAAUCGGGCUAAAAUUGGCAAUGCAGUACAAAAAAUAUAAAUAAUUACACGGGUGUUCGGUAAUUUUCAUUUUUCAAAUCCAUUUUGCGAGCGCACGCGCCUCCGAUCAGCACCGUUGUGGUUACGUGCGGCGCUCAAGAAGUCCAACGUGCAUACGUAACGUUGUGUUUUGUUUUCACACUCGUUCUUGAUAUGCAAAUAUACCGGUCAACGCAGCCCGAGCAUGCUGUCAUGCAGGAGCGUUCACACACGGACACGCACAAAGACGAAGACCCCUCCCCACCCCCCCCGUAUAGCCUUAACAGAGUUGUGGCAAGUGCUGUUAGCGAGCACCUAUUA